UUGCAAGCGAGAACGGCGAUUCCAAUAAUUAUGGGUGUCAACAUUGGCACAUCGAUGACCAAUACAUUAGUCAGCGUGGCACAGAGCGACGAUCGAUCGGCAUUUCGAAGAGCUUUUGCUGGUGCGACGGUUCACGACAUGUUCAACAUACUGACCGUGCUCGUUCUGCUCCCUCUGGAAGUUGUGUCCGGUUAUUUGUUUCAUUUGACGAGUCUGAUUGUAAGCAGCAUGAAUCUCAGCGGUAAACAUGGCACGCCGCCUAAAAUGCUGCAAGUCAUAACCGAGCCUUUAACUGAUCUCGUCAUUCAGUUGGACAAGACUCUGAUUGAGAAUAUCGCCGUAUCAGCCGUUAAUGAAGACAUAGCUAACCUGUCUUUGGUGAAAAGGAAAUGCGGCCUCUCGUCAGUGAACAAUUUUACGGUUGCGACUUCCGUCAACAACGAAACCGCUGAUAUAUUCAACUUCACUGUAGUAGAUCGAAGCUUUAAAUGCCAUCAUCUGUUCGCUAAUAUCGACUGGGCGGACUUGACGAUUGGCUCAGUAUUGCUGAUUUUGUCGUUGAUAGUGCUCAUCAGCUGUCUCAUGUGCAUUGUCAAGCUGCUCAACAGCAUGUUGCAGGGCCACGUUGCUUCCCUGGUGCAUAAAACCGUCAAUUAUGACCUGCCUGGCUGUUUUUCGUUCUUAACCGGGUAUCUCGCUAUUUUGGUUGGCGCUGUACUGACAAUACUUGUCCAGUCUUCAAGUGUGUUCACUUCAGCUCUUACUCCCUUGGUCGGUCUUGGAGUGCUUUCGGUUGAAAGAAUGUACCCACUGACUUUGGGUGCAAAUGUCGGUACGACUUUCACAAGUAUUUUGGCAGCUUUAGCCAGCCCCCCACAUACGCUCGCUAAUGGCCUGCAAGUUUCGAUGUGCCACCUUUUUUUCAAUAUUACUGGAAUCCUGCUAUUUUACCCGGUUCCCUUCAUGAGGAAUUUGCCGAUUAGUUUGGCGAAGCUUCUUGGUAAUAAAACUGCAAAAUAUCGUUGGAUUGCAGUACUCUACAUAUUGGUAAUGUUUUUUCUGUUUCCAGCAGUCAUUUUCGGAUUGUCUAUGGCAGGAACUCAUGUGUUAGUCGCAGUUGGCACACCGUGCGCUCUUCUUUUGUUGCUGGUUAUUGUCAUAAACAUUUUUCAGCACAAAAUGCCACGCUAUCUACCGAUCUGUUUGCGAGACUGGAACCGUCUGCCAAAAUGGAUGCACUCUUUGGAGCCGCUUGACCAUAUAAUUUCAUCUGUCAUUACACGUACCCAGAAAUUAUUUCUUUUUCCCAACUGUGGAUGGAGUUGCUGCCGUUCUCCUGACACUGCUCCUAAAAGCAUCGCAGUCUCUGAGUCUCGUACAAAACUGCUGUAUUCUAGUCGAAACGUUAGUCGUGUGCCAAGCAUAAGCAACUCGCCAUCAAGAUCUGCCUCCAGAUUGGUCAUCCAGGAUGCCACUGCUGUUGCUGCUACAGAUGGUGGCUUAAAUUUCAGUGCCAAGCCUGGCCCUGAACAAACGAUGUUUUGA
Messenger RNA from Soboliphyme baturini, 1545 nucleotides. NCBI's taxonomy places the organism in Eukaryota, Metazoa, Nematoda, Enoplea, Dioctophymatida, Soboliphymatidae. The record is from the annotation of a GenBank genome assembly.